CAUCAAAAGAAAUUUUAAAAUGAGAGAAAUAAUUACAAUUUAAAUCGGGUAGGGAGGAAUACAAGUUGGAAAUGCGUGUUGGGAGUUGUUUUGUUUAGAGCAUUAAAUUUAGCCUAAUGGGUAUCUGAUCAAUCAGCAAAUUAUGGAAAAGAAUGAUGCAUUAAGAACAUUUUUUUCAGAAUCUGAGCAAUAGAAACUAGUUCCAAGAUCUGUACUUCUGGAUUUAGAACCUACAUUACUAGAUUAAGUGAAAACUGGUAAAUUUAAGGAAAUGUAUAACCAAGACUAAUAUAUUUCUGGGAAAGAGGGGGCUGCUAACAAUUUUGCAAGAGGUUAUUCAAUUGGCAAAGAUUAUGUCGAUAUAUGUUUAGAGAGAAUCAGAAAGCUUGCUGAUAAUUGUUCUUCAUUUUAAGGAUUUAUGAUAUUCAAUUCAGUAGGUGGAGGGACAGGUUCAGGUUUGUGCACAUUAUUAUUAGAAAAACUAUCAGUUGAUUACAGUAAAUAAUCUAGAUUGUGCAUAAAUUUUUAUCCAUCUCCAGAAACUUCUGUUUCUAUGGUUGAACCAUAUAAUUCUAUUUUUGCAACCUAAUCUUUAUUAGAACAUGCUGAUGUUUGUAUCACUAUGGAUAAUUAAGCGAUUUAUGAUAUUUGUAAGAAUAAUCUUGAAAUCGAAACACCAAAAUAUUCUAAUUUGAAUAAGAUAAUAGCUCAAGUGAUUUCAUCAAUAACUACACCUAUGAGGUUUGGCGAAUCCUAUUGUAAUGACAUAAAUGAUUUGCAAACUUCUAUGAUUCAGUUUCCCAUUCUCAAAUUUUUGAAUUCAUCUUAUGCUCCUAUAAUAUCUAAUUAAAAGUUGAACCAUAAACAGCUUUCGAUUCUUGAAAUUACAAAGCUGACUUUUCAAACAGAAUAUAUGAUGGCAAAGUGCGAUCCAAGAUAGGGGAAAUAUUUAUCAUGCUCAAUAUUGUUCAGAGGGAAUAUUAUUCCAAGGGAUGUUUCAUAUACAAUCAGCUAAUUAAAAAAUUAAAUAACAAUUAGAUUUGCUGAUUGGGCACCAACAGGUUUUCGAGUAAGAAUGAAUGAUCCAGCCCAAUAAACUUUACUAGAAGAUGAUGUAUAUAGAGCUUUAUAAUCUGUAUGCACGAUUUCAAAUACCACUGCGAUAUCUUAUAUAUUUUAAAAUUUAUGCCAUAAAUAUGAUUUAAUGUUUGAAAAAAGAGCCUUUGUACACUGGUAUAUCAAAGAGGGCAUGGAGGAAGCAGAAUUCAUAGAAGCAAGAGAAGAAUUAGCAAACUUAUAAAAGGCUUAUUAGGAAGCAGAUACAAUAACAUUUGAAGAGUAUUAAUAAGAAAAUGAAUCAGCAUGAA
Messenger RNA from Paramecium sonneborni, 1367 nucleotides. Lineage: Eukaryota; Ciliophora; Oligohymenophorea; Peniculida; Parameciidae. The record is from the annotation of a GenBank genome assembly.